AUGCCCGAGGAGCACGCCGGCGCGUUCAAGGAAGGGCUCGCGGGCCUCCUCAACAGGUGGACCGCGCUGCAGCUGGCCAUCACCAACGAAUGGGGCGGCGCGGAGUCCGUCCAAAAGGGCGAGGCCAUGCGCGAGGAGCUCGAGGACUGGUUCCUGCGGCGCAGGGGGGGCAAGUACGCGGAGGACCUCGAGGAGCUCCUCGUCGAGAUCUUGGGGGACGAUUUCUGCGUGCAGUGCGAGGACGGUUCGCCGCGGGAGGUGGCGCACAUCGCGUGCGUGAUGUUCGAACAGACCGCCGCCGGGGACUACACGACCGCGCGCGACAUCUGCGCCAAGCCCCUUCCCCGCGAGCACCUCGAGCGGUCGAAACGCAUCGAGGAGGACAGGCGGUGGACCGCGGGCGCCGCGGGUAACGGCGAAUCCUCCUCGGAGGACGGGAGCGACGGGGAGAUGAUGGACGCGGACGACCUCGCGGAUGGCCUCGCGGCGGCGUUCAACACGGGUCAGGGCGUCGGGGGCGUCGAGGGCGGCGACGACGACGUCGCGAGGGCCACCAGGCGGGGGCACACGGAACCCGACGACGACGGGUGGUGCACCGUGACCCGAUGA
Micromonas commoda is the source of this 609-nucleotide messenger RNA. RefSeq lists its product with no specific name. Gene Ontology annotation, biological process: maturation of SSU-rRNA from tricistronic rRNA transcript (SSU-rRNA, 5.8S rRNA, LSU-rRNA). Lineage: Eukaryota; Viridiplantae; Chlorophyta; Mamiellophyceae; Mamiellales; Mamiellaceae. The transcript has a single exon. The coding region runs from base 1 to 609 and encodes 202 amino acids. Gene Ontology annotation, cellular component: nucleus. The record is from RefSeq and is a predicted model, not a curated record.